Messenger RNA from Trematomus bernacchii (emerald rockcod), 811 nucleotides. RefSeq lists its product as uncharacterized. Gene Ontology annotation, cellular component: EKC/KEOPS complex. The record is from RefSeq and is a predicted model, not a curated record. The coding region runs from base 85 to 342 and encodes 85 amino acids. NCBI's taxonomy places the organism in Eukaryota, Metazoa, Chordata, Actinopteri, Perciformes, Nototheniidae. The transcript is spliced from 2 exons.
AAUCUAAAGAAGAAGAAGAAGAAGAAGAAGAAGAACGCAGCUCCUAGUAGUGAUAUCUCCGAGGCGCUCCUGAAGGCAGCAGAGAUGUUCGCGGAGCUGCGGUUCAGAGACGGUCAGAAAGAGAAACUCUCCGUUAAAGUAGAACCGGAUCUGAGUUCUGUGAUCAGCGGAGUCCAGGAGCUCAGAUCCACCGUGAAGAUCCUCCUAAGCGGGCUGGUGGAGCAGGAGAGAGCUGGAGCAGGAGGUGAGGAGGAGGAGGAGCAGGAGGAAAGUGACGAAGGAGACAAGGGGCUUCAGAAAGCUCGACUACAACCUCCUGCUAAAAAAUCCAAAAACACCUGAGGACUCGUCCUCAAACACCUGGGGGCUCGUCCUCAAACACCUGGGGGCUCGUCCUCAAACACCUGGGGGCUCGUCCUCAAACACCUGGGGGCUCGUCCUCAAACACCUGGGGGCUCGUCCUCAAACACCUGAGGGCUCGUCCUCAAACACGUGGGGGCUCGUCCUCAAACACGUGGGGGCUCGUCCUCAAACACCUGAGGACACUUUGAACACCUUUUGUUGUAGUGGGAUGUGUAGUGUAUAUUUCUAAUUAGGCCUAUCAACAGGUGUUUCUGUCUGCAGUGAGAUGGUCCCCCUGCUCCGUGAUCACUCCCACACACACCAGUCUGUGCACUGGGAUGUGUGUGAGUGCACCAGUACUUCCUGUCUUACUCUGAGCAGCUGGUGACCUGGGUAAUGACUGCAGGGAGUUUGUAAAGCCAUGGAUUACUUCCUGUACCUUUUCAUAAUAAAAGCUUUUAAAUACUGA